AUGCCUUACACGCCGCCCUCCCACCGAUCUCCCGCCUCCUCAGCGACCGUUUCCCCGGAUGUGAGCCGCCGAUCAUCAGUCACGUCAGGCCAGAAGCCUUCGCUGCCUCGUUCCGCCUCAUAUCUCAGCAAGCACCGUCGAACGCCGUCUGCCACGCCGUCCACCACUGAGGCCCAUGCCACGCCGUCUCCCCCCUAUGGAUCCUCAGACGAAGUCAAGAACGCUGGCAACCCUCCUGUGAGCGCGAGCUUGCGCAAGUCUCCCCCGCCGGUGACUGACGAUCGAGGAAUCCCCAACGGUGCCAUCAUCUCCCCGCCUGACUCAGCAUCAUCCGAUAGCGAGGAUGACAGCCGUCCGGAGAUUCGGGGGAGGAAGCUGGGGAAGCUUAGGGAUGCUGUCAGCCAGAUCCCCCAGCCCCGGACACCGUCGCCCCCGACCAAGGAGUUGAGACUAAGCGUUGACGACGAUGCCACUCCUCGAAGCAUCAUGCACACUAGCUUCAGUGCCAUGACAUUGAGCGAGCUGAACGAGCUGGCCGAGCUUCCCAAGCGUCGAAAGGGCCAUGUUCGAUCUGCCACCGACCCAAAUGCAUCUGCCAUCAUGACAUCUGCGGACAACUCCCAGACUGUCUCGGAAGACUCUGAGGAUGACAUGCGGCCUAAGCCUCCCAUGGUACGCAAGAAGUCUGGCGAGCUGGUCCGUCCGGCUCUGCGAAACUUCAAGCGGCCCUCGAGUAUGCCCGGCACUCCUGUGUUUGCCAAGGCAGUUCACUUUGACUCCCAUCUGGAGCACAUCCGCCACUUCCUCCAGGUCGACCGACCUCUUGCCGUCAGUGCAGGCUCGUCACCAGUGGAGAACUACGAAAGCGAUGCUGAGUAUCCCUUCCCUGGAGGUGAGAAAAGGGGGCCCGUUGCUCGAUCGCCGCCAUUUGAUUGGCAGCUGAUUACGAACAACUUCCCCCAUGACUCCCCCCAGAGACGCGAGCAGCCUGUCCGUGUCGAGAAAGUCUGGCUCUCUCCGGAUCAAAAGUCGAUGAUGGGAUCUGUCGUUGUUUCCAACCUCUCCUUCCACAAGACUGUUGUAUGCCGUUUCACAUUGGACUACUGGAAGACGACUUCCGAGAUCGUUGCCGAGUACAAGCACGAGGUCCGCCCCGUCGUUACCCGCGUCAGCCAGGAUCGCUUCCAAUUCUCCAUCAAGCUGUCGGACACCACCAACCUGGAGAUGAAGACGCUGUACUUUUGCGUUCGCUACAGUGUCAAUGGCCAGGAGUACUGGGACAGCAACAACAACUCCAACUUCCAGGUCGACUUUCGCAAGCAGUUCAAGCCGCAGAAUGGUAAGAACUCCUUCCAAGGUGCUGGCUCGCGGUCGACUGGCAGUCUGCCGCGCAGCAACCGGAAGCAGAACCCUGCCGCCGCCGGUCGGUCUCCGCAGAUGCCUGCUUCGUUUGAUGAUUUUAAGAAACCAAAGUUUAAGUUUGAUGACCACCUGGACUACUUGGGCGAGCACAACACUCCUGGCCUCCGCCUCAAGACCAAGUCCACUAGCAACCUGGCCAGUGACAACAUUUCUAAGGGCCUGGGCCUAACCGCCCCCAGCGGACUGGCCUUUGCCAACCGCUAUGAUUUCGGUGCCUCCCUGAGUGCUGCCGUCCAGGCGGCCAAGGAUUCGGCCACCAAGGGACCGGCGACCAAGGACAAGGAUACUUUGUAUAUGAAGAGGAAUGUCCGCGACAGCCCGAGCCCCAUGAGAUUUGGCCCUCCCCUGAGCAUCCCGUCAGCUCCGGCACCCAGCCAGUCCACUGCUGCUGCUGCCGCCGCCGCCGCCGCCGCUGCUCCUGCGCCCGGUGUUGGCCUCGGCCUCGACCUUGCAAGCUCCUCAUAUGAGGAGCUCGUCAGUAAAUACUGCUUUUUUGGCUCCAAGACAUCGACCGCGGCUUCGACUCCUGGCGCGACCAGGCCCGAUGAGAACGAGAGCGUGAGCCCGACAACGGUGACCUCCGCAGUAGUUCCUCACGGCCCUCUUCACCAUGCCGGCCCUGCGGCUCACCACAGCCUUCAUCAUCCUCAGCGCCCCGUUGAUCUGAAGAUCCAUCGGCCGCUGACUGCCGACUAUCUCGCGGCAUCGCACUCGUCUUCUCUCGACUCCAUGUCCUCUGUGCUGAUCAGCAGGGACCAGCCGUCGGCUCCCAAGUCGAUGCCGAUGCCUCACAUGAGAUCGCCAUCGCCGUCCUUCUCCACGUCGCCAACUGAUGCUCCAUUUUUCGCCCAGCAGAUGAUCCAGCAGCGAUUUCGCUGGGGCGGAGAGCCUCACACUGCCACCGCCAUCCGAGGCUAG
Molecule: messenger RNA, 2340 nt
Organism: Trichoderma gamsii
Lineage: Eukaryota; Fungi; Ascomycota; Sordariomycetes; Hypocreales; Hypocreaceae
Exons: 2
Coding region: 1-2340 (779 amino acids)
Biological process (GO): regulation of glycogen biosynthetic process
Cellular component (GO): protein phosphatase type 1 complex
Molecular function (GO): protein phosphatase 1 binding; glycogen binding
Source: RefSeq, a predicted model, not a curated record